AUGUCAAUCCACCAACAUCCAGAUUUCAUUCCUUAUCAAUACGUCGUAUAUGUCGAAGGAAAGGACCCAGAAACGGUUCAAAUCGAAGGACUGGAAUCAGUUCACACCAAAAUCCCAGGGGGUGUAAAGUUUCACCAGGUUGUUAGGUUUAAAGUCAAGAAUAGAAAAAUGGAGAACUUACGGUUUGUACAAAUUACCAAGAAAGCUGGAAUAACUUUCAAGAAAACGGAGAUUAAAUUGGGCACUUUUGAACCCUCUGAAACUGAAAUUUACGAAGUUGAGACGCCAGAAGAUGAAACACCCGGUAGUUGGUUAACCAGGGGUACUUAUCCCUGCACGACUACCUAUUAUGAAGGGGAUAAGGAAUUGUAUACCGAUUCCUGGACCUUAGAAUUAGUGUAG
Messenger RNA from Lodderomyces margitis, 402 nucleotides. RefSeq lists its product as uncharacterized. The record is from RefSeq and is a predicted model, not a curated record. Bases 1 to 402 code for a protein of 133 amino acids. Lineage: Eukaryota; Fungi; Ascomycota; Pichiomycetes; Serinales; Debaryomycetaceae. Gene Ontology annotation, cellular component: membrane; cytosol; cytoplasm. Gene Ontology annotation, biological process: Rho protein signal transduction. The transcript has a single exon. Gene Ontology annotation, molecular function: protein binding; Rho GDP-dissociation inhibitor activity.